Molecule: messenger RNA, 1909 nt
Organism: Prorocentrum cordatum
Lineage: Eukaryota; Dinophyceae; Prorocentrales; Prorocentraceae
Source: the annotation of a GenBank genome assembly
CCAUCGGAGGCGCAGCGGCCUCAGAGGACGCGCCCCCCCUUGCUUUCGCAGUCUGCAGAGGGCCAAGCACCACACCCGCGCAGGGCGAUGUGCACCGGCGCGUGUGCUCUGCACGCCGCGCCGUGUCGAGUCCGACGUGAAGAAGGGCAAUCGGCCUUGUUCGACCGCAACAUCACGAACAGCCGCGCCAUGAUGUGCACCGUGUUGAUCCUCAGAAUCGGGAGCAACCAGGGGAUGGGUGACGUCGGCUACGACAAGAGCUACGACAUCUACGUCCCGCCGCAGCACCUGCGCUUGUUCGACGGGCCUGGCCUGGUGGCCGACACCAUCAUCAAACCGAACCUCUCCCGCGAGACGCUGCAGCAGAACAAGAUCGUGCGAGCGAUCAAGAAGAAUCUCGUCAAUAAGUGCCUCGAUAAGUUUGCGGAGAUCGCCGAGAAGAAGGACGACUACAAGAAGUUCCACGAGCAGUUCGGCAAGCGCCUCAAGCUUGGCGUGCACGAAGAUUCCACCAACCGCACCAAGGCCGCGGAGCUUAUGCGCUACCACACUUCGAAAUCUGGAGAUGAGAUCAUCAGCCUGAAGGAGUAUGUGGACCGCAUGAAGGAGGGGCAGAAUGACAUUAACUACAGUACGGGGGAGAGCAUCGCAGCGGCGUCGUCCUCGCCUUUCCUGGAAACGCUGCGCAAGAAGGGUCUUGAGGUCCUCUACAUGACCGAACCCAUCGAUGAGUACUCCGUGCAGCAGCUGAAGGAGUUCGACGGCAAGAAGCUCAAGUCGACGACUAAGGAAGGUUUGGACCUCGAGGACGAGGACGAGAAGAAGAAGAAGAAGUUGGAGGAGCUGAAGGCGGAGUUCGAGCCGCUGACAAAGCUGAUGAAGGAGGUGCUGGGCGACAAGGUGGAAAAGGUGGUUGUCAGUUCGCGCAUGGCGGACUCGCCCUGCGUGUUGACCACGCACGGCCUGCAGCCGAAGCCUUUCGUCGAGGCCUGCUAUGGCUUCUGGCAGGACGGCGACUUCAUAAAUAACGACGAGCCCCUGAGCAACGUUCUGCCAGAUGAACAUGAUAGCGCAAGCCCUCCGGCAUUACUGCAUGCACUCCUACAUGGCGUCCAACAAGAUUCUCAUCAUUGGCUUCCAGAGGGGGCGGGCAAGCUCAUGGGCAUGGCCUUCCGCGUGCCCACCAUCGACGUGUCGGUCGUUGACCUCACCUGUGAGCUGGAGAAGGCGACGACCUACGAGGAGAUCUGCGCCGAGAUCAAGAGGCGCUCCGAGGGCGACAUGAAGGGAUACUUGGGCUACUGCGACGAGGCUCUCGUGUCCACCGACUUCGAGACGUGCCCAUCUCCAGCACCUUCGAUUCCAAGGCGGGCAUCAUGCUGGACCCCACGUUCGUGAAGCUCGUGGCCUGGUACGACAACGAGUGGGGCUAUUCGUGCCGUGUCGUUGACCUGAUCAAGCACAUGGCCAAGGUCGACGGGGCGUAGGAUGUAGGACGGUGCCCGCCGUAUCCUCACUGUGCAGUCGCUGUCUCAUUUUUUUCUCCUAUACGGGCGUACGCAGAGCGCAGGGCGCAUCCACCGCAUGCCUGCCCCCUCUUGAGGAGAUCGUGGGCGCCGCCAACGAGGCAUCGAAGAUGCCACGGCCAUAUUUGCAUCUUUUUUACGUUAAGUGACUCGGGCACCCGCUCGCCUGCGUGUAAUGGAUCUCUGAAUUACUUGCGACUCGGAUCGGCCACCGCCAGUCUUUCGCAAGCACCCGCUCGCAUGCAAGCUAGAUACACGGUCUCUGGCUGUGCGUCGAAGCGCCCCGAGUGCACUCGCCCCACGCGGGUUUAUCGGGACAUGACUCUGUUAUGCUCUCUGCGACGGACCACCAAUUGCAUACUUGGUCCUGCUGUCGAGGGAAC